Hyla sarda is the source of this 2376-nucleotide messenger RNA. It is a transcript of the gene LUC7L3, whose product is annotated as LUC7 like 3 pre-mRNA splicing factor. NCBI's taxonomy places the organism in Eukaryota, Metazoa, Chordata, Amphibia, Anura, Hylidae. Gene Ontology annotation, molecular function: mRNA binding. Gene Ontology annotation, cellular component: U2-type prespliceosome; U1 snRNP. Gene Ontology annotation, biological process: mRNA splice site recognition. The record is from RefSeq and is a predicted model, not a curated record.
GAAAAACUAAGGAAAAAGACAGAUGAGCCUGAGGAUCGGCCAAAAAAGGAAAAAGAUGAUAAAGAUCAGGACAAAGAAAAGGAUCGUGAAAAGGAAGAAAAGGAUAAGAAACGGCGCAGAGAAGGUGAAGAGCGAGAAAAAGACAAAAACCGUGACAGGGACAAGCGCAAAAGAAGCCGCUCGCGCAGUCGAAACUCGAGCAGAGCAUCGGAGAGGAGAAGUAGCAGGUCACGUGACCACAAGAGGUCGCGGAGCAGGGAACGAAGGAGAAGCAGAAGCAGAGAGCGUCAGCGGAGUCGAAGUCAUAACAGAACAGAUAGGAAGCAUCGAUCUCGCAGCAGAGACAAGCGCCGAUCUAAAAGCAGAGAACGUAAAUCUUACAAACACAGAAGUAGAAGCCGGGACAGAGAGAGGAGAUCAAAGGAAAGAGAAAAAAGAUCCGACGACAAAAAAAGCAGCAAGUCCAGCAGUCGGGACGGACAGAGCGAAUCUCGAAAAUCCGACUCUAAGGAUUUGUCGGCACAGACCUCAGUAAAUGGGGCCAACGAGGGCGUAAAAUCUGAAGGUGACACUCAGUCCAAUUAAAACUGAUCUGAUUUGACCUCUGAUCAGACAGAGGUAAGUGUUCUGUGCCUUACUACCCUAAGCUCUUAUGUUUUGCUAGAAUGUAACGGUGCAGCGUAAGUAUGCACAGAUGAAGAGCGCUCUAGAAGAGGCCAUGAAAGGAGAGCUCUGUAGCCCUGCGCAGUAUGUCGAGGUAUACCAUUUAUUGUAUUUGUAGUGACCCCUCCCCCCACGCCCAUCCAGCUUUUAUCUCCCUCCUGUCACCACAACGCGCCUUCUUCAAACAUGCGCCAUUUACAACUCGUGUUGUCUUGUCAUAAUUAACAUCUACAACAAAUGUAUAUCUAUAUAUUUUUAGUUUUUUUUUAUAACCAAAGCCAUUCACCUUUAAAGAGGCGCAUUUAUAUUUUAUCCUAAAAACUGGCUGGCGUGUUUAAAAAAAAAAAGAAAAUUCUUUAGAUGUUUCUUUGUGAAAGAUGUUUGGAGUCUUUUGCCUUCCUGCCUUGCAUACUAAUGCAGUCUGUUCUGUAACUCGAGAGCCUUGUAGCAUUGGAUUGAUGGAAGUGUAGGGUUAAUGAAUAAAUUCACCUCUCUGCCAUACCUCACUCAGCGUUGGCGUUGUAAGCGGGCCCCUGAAAAUGCCAAAUUAAAAAUCAAGGAUUCAGUCAUACUAAUCAGGUACUCUUGACAGGUACUCCUUUCUCUACCAAAAUCCAUUGUUUGAAUGAUGUUACGUACUAGAAUAAGCUUGAUGAUAGAUUUGUUAUUUUUGUGUAUUUUAAUUAUUUUUUUUUUAUUCUGUCUUUGUCUACAAAGCAAAGCCACACUGUGUGUUUAUUUAUUUAUUUUUUAUGAUAUACUUUUUAUUUAUUUACAUGUUAGAGUUGGUUGUUUUAAUGACAGUGUUAACAGUUUUGGCAAUUUUCUUUUAACUGUGUCUAGGGAUGCAGUGAUGUCAUUAAUACAAAAUACUAUUAAAGAUUUUAUAUGCAAAUCUUUGCUCGCUAUAUAUGGGCCAUGUUACAUUCAGUGCAAGCUUAUACCGAGGUAUGUCUUUAAUUUUUUCCUACUAAGUAGGAGAACGUUACGUUUUUUGUUAUCCAGGAAGUGUCAAUAUAGUUGAGAAAAAAAAUCUGCUUUUGGCAGAAAAAGCAGAGAUUCGAAAUCCGUUGUUUUACAGGCGAAUCCCUUUUUCUGUAUUAGAGGAGUUUGCAUGAAGGUGUUAGGAUUUGGGGGACUCCUGUAGACCCAGAUAGGUGGUUUGCAUCAUUUUUUGUUGUUGGCAAUGAAAUAAUUUUCUCUCUCUCUCUUUUUUUUUUAUUUCUCUGCGAAUCUUACCAGAUAAGACGGAAGAUGAAGAGACCGCCCUUCGCUCCACCCCAAGAUGUCUUAAUUGAAGAUCUUCUUUAUAUGAGGUGACAGAAACCUGUAUUGAGAAUUUAAAACAAAUAUAAAAAAAAAAAAACACAAAUAAAAAAACAUACAAAAAAAAUCUAGCUGGUUCUUAAGUUAAGAACUGAAGUAAUUCUCUAGAGUUUAAUUCUUGAAAUUGUUCUUGAGAUGUUCGUCCUGGUCAGGACACACCGUAUACAAUGCGGGCACACAUUACUAGAACCUGCCUUGCAUAUUGGGUAAACUAAAGCAUUUUUUUUUCGGACUUGGUAAAACAAAGUAAUGUUUGUGAACUUUUUCUUUUUUACGAGUAGUGAUAGAAUAUCCAAUAAAAGCUCUUCAAGACUCUGAUGUAAAUGUGCUUUGUUGUUACUUGGCUUGGUAUUUACAUGCUUUUUCAAAUAAACUUGUUAUUGUUAA